Molecule: messenger RNA, 306 nt
Organism: Gaeumannomyces tritici R3-111a-1
Lineage: Eukaryota; Fungi; Ascomycota; Sordariomycetes; Magnaporthales; Magnaporthaceae
Exons: 1
Coding region: 1-306 (101 amino acids)
Source: RefSeq, a predicted model, not a curated record
AUGGCGCUUCCACAAAACCCGCUCCGCCUUCUUUUCAACCUUUUCGUCAUCUCGGUGCUGCUCGCGGCCGCAACGGCGAGGCCAUCAGCCGACGGCGGCCCUCGGAUCGUGAGCCGACGGCAGCUGGUCAUCGACCCGCCCACCAUGGCCUGCGGGCCCUGCACACAGGAGGGUGUCAAAUGGUGCACCCGGUGCUCCAUGGCCCACGAGAUGCGCUGCGCCGACGAGUUCUCGGUCCCGUGCGAGCCGGCUACCGACCAUGGCACGCCUCGGCCGGAGGACCGAGGAUGGACUUCACAGACAUAG